CGGGUCAUACUAGUGGGAGAGUGACCUUUGUCAACAACAUGCACCGUCUGCACCGCUAGCGUUCCACGCGAAAAUCCACAACUUGCUCGCCUUGAAAGAUUCACCUCGAAACCUGGUAUUUCUCGUCCAAAUGAUACCUUGAGUACCCUGUAAAAAAUAUGGACCCCUUUGUGUUAUUUCUGAUGUGACUGCGUUACGCAACGGUGGUAAAAUUAGCAGAAUAGAAAGGACAGCAGACUACAAUCAGCGACAGCAGAGACUUGACUCGUUGACGACCAAAGCCAAGGCAUCAACUGUGUUGUCACAGUGUUUGUCUGCCGGAGUACAUUUCAGCUUGAGUGAAUGCAGGAUGUGACUUGUGAGCAAGCAAGAAGAUGGCAUCAAGGAAACCUUUCACAUAAUCUGAAAAUUGAACAUUGACAUUCAUUAUCAAUGCCAAUCAUGAGGGCUGAUGGGAAGGCUGAUGGCUCUUCUGACGGCCGUAGCCGUUCCCACUUUCACCGUAGCUUCCCCAACAGUUUCCAUGCUCAGACCGAGGACGUGAAAUCGCAGAGCGAGGAUGUCCUCUCAGCUAUGAAUGCGCUGUGCCGAUCCAGUGCUCUCUUGUCUGAGACCUUCGUGGGCGUGUUCCAAGACACGCCCUUCAUGGAGUUGGCAUUGCGAUUGAAGCAGGUGUCUCAAGACCUAGCUGCCAGAACACUGAAUGCUACUGAACACAUUCAAGAGGAUGGCAUUGCCAUGGUUACCAGACUAAUAGGGCGGGGCACCAAGGAAAGAACCGAUGAAGGAGUUCAGGUCCUAGCCAGAUGCUUUCUUCUGAUGCUCCAAACACAUUGCCAUUUCUUCCGGUCAGCGGCCGAUGUCUUCUCUCCCCUAGGUGGCUAUGAGGAGGUGGAAGAUGUAUUGAUCGGUGAACGAUGUGAAGACCGAGUAAGAGAGGCCUGUAGCACAUGGAUAGCUGUGUCACAGGCAACCAAAUCACUUCGGACAGGGAUGACCCUCACACCAAAGGAAUGUCAGUUGUUGGAAGAAGCUCAUCACCGUAGAGGUCAACAGGUUGAUUCCAAGGUGUCAGAGGUCAAGCAGAAGUUGGAAAUUCAAUCAUCGGCAUACAAGCAGGUAUUAUCCGAACUCCCUCGUACAGAGUUUACCUUGAAUGGUGGCUUCCAUCUCCAAUCACAGUGCUCCUCACUCAUAUUGCAUGGUUGCUGUAGCAACACAGAGUCUAAUCAGCUCCUUAGCAACCAAUCAAACAAGCUCUUGCAUCAGGCUAUGCCAGCCGAAGAGAGCCAACCGCAGCAACUUGCAACAGAGGAAUUGAGGGCGCUGUUACAGACAGACCUUCAGGAUGUAUCCUUGCAGGUUGAAGGAUCACCUUGUCAAGUGUCCCAGAAUCCCGAAGAAAACUUGAAGUCAAAAUUGCAAGCAGUUAAAAACCUGGUGAAGGAAACAUCCUUGCAGCUCGGUGUUGGAGCAAACAAAGAAAAGAUAGCCCUGGGAUUACUUACCGAAGCCUGCCCAUCAGUAGCUGAAUUCCAAAGCAGACUGGCUGUACAACUCAUCUUUGGCAGAGCCAAUGUGGUGAGCAUCAAGCCUUCCAAUCUCCAUGGCAACCUCCAGAAAUACGCUCAGAUUUCGUCUCAGGAAGGCGCUUUCAUUAUAGAAGUACCGACAGUCUGGACCCUGGAGCAGGCCUACCGGGUCAAACCAAUGGCUGGACAGGAGACUAGUCUGGGCGUGGUUGAGGUUGUUUAUGUCAGACAGCUUGAACUUUCUGCGCUGGUGGAAGGCAGGAAACUUCCCAUACCAACAAUCAAAGUCAAACUCCGUCAAGUGGAACAAACCUCCCCUCCAUGCCCCACUCCCCAGGGGAAUUCAAAAUCCCCAGGGGACAGUGCCCUUGGCUCUCCCCUGGGUAAAGGCUUCCGUCACACUAUGGAGAAAUUAGCAGCCAAGUUUGGUCUAGGCUCAGGCCCACUGCCCAAAGCUGCUAGUAGUGAGUUCUAUGUAAGUGUGGAUCUGGCACCAGAAAAGCAAGAUCACCUGACCAAUCACAGAUCAGAUGAUGUCAUCAACAGCCAAUCAAAAACUAAGGAGGAGCCAUCAGUUCUGCAUAAAGAGCCAAUGAGCUGCAGUACCCCGAAGAGAGAGGUUGCAAAGGAUACUGUUCCCAUGACGAUGCCGCGCCCAACAAUGAUUAAUCCUACUGUCACCAUUACAUCCCACCCCAGCCCAACAGAAGAACGGGUCCCUUGGAAUAAGAGUAUCAUUGGCAACAAAGGUCGAGCCAGGACAGCCAGGAAAGGGUUUGCAUCAGAUGCUGAAGUCCAAGAUGUGGUUGACCUCUUAUCAGGGGUCACCAGAGCUCCUCAGCCUGUGAUUGGUCAACACUUAGAUACCUUUGGCCAAUCCCAGCGAUCGCCUCAGAACACCACACCUACUUCCAGCUCUAGUAAUGGGAGUACCCGUAGUGCAGUGAGUGGUGUGUGGCCUACUAGUGGUAGCAUAGACCCAAACCCAGCCAAGUACGGUAAUUUUAACCCUUCCUUCCAAGAGGCGGAGUCUCAAGACAGGGUGAGAGAAAUCCCUCCAACAACCAUGAACAUGGUAGCUGUCUCCAGGGCCUGGUCUCGGCCAGUUUCCAUUCAGCCGGCUGCUUCCCACCAGCAACAAUCAGGCCAGUCAUUACACCAAACUGAACCGUUUGGCAAACAUGAUGCAGAGAGGAACAUUGUGUCAAUGUACGACAGCUCCAGCACAGAUGCCGAGUUUGCUAAAUACAUCGCCACCAAUUUCCUGGGAAAGAGAACAAAGGGUUAUGCCAAGGAUCUUAAUAUGGUUGGGGACCAGUGGGGUUUCCCAGACAGCCGGUUGAAUCAAACAUGGCCACCUCCACCAGAAGGAACAUCAGAAAGAACCCCGGAGCAUCUUAGUCACAGCUUCACUGGUCAACAGGACUCUGGUAGCUCCAGUGAUGAAUCAGGAGAAAACGGCGACACUGCAUUCUCCAUGGGUCUGGGGUUAACAGGGCCAAACUUUGUUGCUUCUGUCAAUAGAAGGAGGCACAGUAGUGGAGGUGAGGAGGUGGUCCAUCAUGGGCGGAGCUUUGAUCCAACUGGACAGGCGGCAAUGAAGUAUUUGGAAGUUGCACAGAUGGAGCCGAAGUCUACUAAGACCUGGCCACCCAAGGUGCUAUGGCAACGACCUGUCUCCCCUAACAAUGGUGCUUCCCAACCUUCUGCUCCUUACCCAGUCCCACCUCAAGAACAACUGCUUGUCCAUCCACCCCUGACGCCACAGUGGAGUGACCCAGUGACCCUACGCCAGCCCCCAAUGUGGCCUCCUACUGGUGGGUCCACCCCUGUAUCUCCAGCGGGGUCAUUGUCAAGACUGACCCCUAUACAGCCUGGUCAGCAGGGUUCCUUGGGAGGAGGGGCUGUAGGUGGGCUGGGUUGUGUACAGUCUGGAGGAAUAUCAAGAGCACAUCCUAAACUAGAUCGUAAGUAUGCUUAUAGCCAGUACUAAACAAACCAGUUGCCUGUGUUUCUUAAGUUUGACAAUCUUUUGAUUAGCACCAAUAUCUGUCUGUUUUUUUUAACUUUCCAUGGAAGCAGUCUGCAUUAUAGCAAAGAUGUACUGGUAGGUUUUCUUUUUUUUUAGUUUGUAACUUUCAAAUAACAAAUGGUGCAUUGGUCAAUGUUGCCUCAACAGAGACAUGUAAUUGUCACUUUUUAUGACAAAUGUUGCAGAUACAUGUUCACUUUGGUUUAAAUAUUAAACUUUUUCUUUUAAGUAGUGAUUUCAAAACUUUAAUCAAAUUUUCUUCCGACAAAUUUACCUCAUUUAGAGUCUGAAGAGAUUAUAUUGAGUACUGACCAUAGCAUUGAUUGCUGGAACAGAACUUCUUUAGAAAAAAUAAUUUAAAGAUAUAUUUUGUAUUUUUUUUUACAAAGCUAAGGCUUGAAUCACAUGAAGGCCCUGUUUAGAAGAAAUUAAAAUCAACCAUAUAAAGGACAGUGUUUGAAAAUAUUUGACAUAAAUUCCUUUUCCUUGACAAAAGCACUGACACAGAUAAGACAAACUUUGAGUUUUCUCUUUUGGAUCAAUCAAAAACUAAUACUUGAUAUGUAAUUUCAACAAAGCUGGCUUGGUUGUCAAUAGUGUACAUGUACAUAAGCACACCUGUGGGCCUGGUGCCCUGCACAGCGACAUUUGUACCAAGAAGUUCAGAUGAAUAACAUUUUGUAUUGUGAAGGUGUGGUGUGGUUAAAAGAAUGACUUUUUUGUCUAUAAAAAACUAUGGGAAUCAGAUCGUGUUUGUUUAUCAUACUGCUGAAAUUUUCUUGCCUACUUUAUGACUCCGAACAUAUUAUUGAUCAUAACAUUGUGUGAAAUUUGACUCUGUUAUUGAGUUGUUGACCUGUGUUUUGACAGUGCUUGGGGUUUUGCUCUUGACAAACCUGUACAGUUUUUGUAUUACAAAGUCACAUUUGUUGUUGGCAACCAGUUUUGCAGUGAUGUGGAAUUUCAAACAAAUCUUCCAUGAUGAUAUUCCUGCGAAGGGCCAUAGAGCAGUUCGGUAGCACUUCUUGUCAAACCGCCCCUCCAAAUUGUUCCAAACCCCUCCCUUCCCAGUGGUAAGUAGGAUCCAGUGUGCAGGUUACACUUGGAGGUCUUCAUGCACUUUCUGGGGGAGUACUCUAAGGGGUAGCAUAUCAACAUUGAGCAAUCCAACCGCCAUACGUUUCCUUUCCAAAUUUUAAGCAGUAAAGCAAGGUUGGGAGAUUACAUAUAUAACAAUGCAAUGCACACGCCCAGCUGCAUGUCACAUCACAGAAACUUUCCUAUUGCUCUUCCAUUAUCCUUGGCCAGAUCACUGUCUUCAAUUUAACUUCCGUCAACAAUUCUAUCAUUACUUUGAGGAUUUAAAUGAGUGUUACACAUUUGAUUUCCAAUAGUGCAGAAGUUGCGGAUUUAGUUGCAAAAAUUACAGCGUAUACAUGUACAUAUGAUAAUAUUUGCACAAUCUGUGCUCCAGAAAAAAUUAAUCAGGCUUUUGUAGCAUUUGAGAAGAGAAACAGUACAAGUUUGAAUGUAUAAAGCUGAAGCAACUUUGUCCAUGUUUGAUUUGGAGGUGUUGACUGUUUUUCCUGUAUAGGUAAUGUUAUUCAUAAUCAUGGCCUCUUUGAAGUGUUGAGCUCUCAAAAUACAAGUUUUCUGUAAUUCAAAACCUUUAUCCAAGUGAUAGUAAAAAGACAGUGUGUGUUACCUUUCACUUGAUGUAUGGGGGGUUGAAUGAGGAUUUGUCUCUAUUAUGGGCUUGACAAGAAUUUAGAUUCAUGUCUGUUUUUCCAUAUUUUGGCAUGUACAGUUUUAAUAUUGUUGAAACACACUUUCAUACACAGAAUUUUCUGUACCCUGACAUUCUUCCAGUACCUGGCUGGUCCAGAUUGCUGAAGGAAUAAACUUUUUCUUGAUAGAUAAACCAGUGAAUUCUUUCAUUGUAUCAGGUGCUACUUCUACAACUAUGGCCAAAAUGUUUUGGUCAAGACUGACAAUUACCAGUGCAUCUAUGUAAAAACCAUUGGCUAGCAGCCAUAGCCACUUCCCGUAGACAGUCACCCUCAGCCAGUUGAUUGGACAUGGCUUGAUCUUGGGAGACGAACAAAUGCAUCUUGAUUGUAAAUUUACCACUGAAUAUUAACAUUGCGCUGAUGCAGUAAACCACAAAGUGCACAUUGUUUGGGCACCGGUGAUUCAUGGAGUUGCAGGGUACCAGUUUGUGGUGGACAUACCAACUAAUAUCAUUCUUCACACAUUAUGCACUGACUCCCAGCAUCAUGUUUUCCUCGGUCUCUAUGGAUUUCCCUGGUAUUCAUUAGCCAGGAUGAAAAAGGAUCCUCUGUACAAAGCAAUCAAAUAAGCUCAAUAAAAAAAUGAACAAAUGUUUGGAUGAAUAUUGUUAUUUACUUAGCUGUACGUAUUGCAGUACACCUUGAUAACUAGAAUAACAUUUGCAUUGAAAAAGGGAAAAAAUUAUAUGGUGCUUGAAAUGUAGCAGACAAAUGCUGAAAUAUGGUACACGGAUUACUGUUAUGUAGUAAUGAAUUGUGUAGGAUAAACAUGAAAUAGCAUAAGCUGCAAACUAAUCUUUAGGCUUUCAAUUCUUGAAAUACAUUUCGCAGAUUACAAUGAACAUUGCGUAUAGAUAGGCUGUGCAUAUUUGUUACUGAGAACAAGGACUAAGUUUAUUUCUGGAAAGGGUGGGAGUCCCUCAUGUUUAAUCUGGUUUUACUGAGUUGAGAUGAUUUACAACCAGAACUGUGAUUUUUCUCUCUUUUUGUGGACAGUUGCUUUUAGAAAUCAGUACUAUUGUUCACAGGGAUAGAUUUUCAGAAGUGUAAAAAUAAAUUUGCUGUCACCAUUUCCACAACUUUGGGUUAACUGUAUUCUCUGAUGAGACAAUUCUUUCUGAAACUGACACUUGGAAAUAUUGAUUGCGGUUACAUAAAUUUGGAAAUUUUACCUUAGAUGGUUGCUUCGCCAAAAGGACUUGGAUCAAGUUGAUUAUUUCAGUAAAGGAACUACUAUAGUGGAAAUGAAGUGACAAGAACUGUCUUAGACUUUUCAUUGGAACUUACUUUUUGAUUGAAUAAAAUUACAUGUUGAAUGUUACUCUUUGA
Acanthaster planci (crown-of-thorns starfish) is the source of this 6683-nucleotide messenger RNA. Its product is annotated as granule associated Rac and RHOG effector protein 1-like. NCBI's taxonomy places the organism in Eukaryota, Metazoa, Echinodermata, Asteroidea, Valvatida, Acanthasteridae. Gene Ontology annotation, biological process: Rac protein signal transduction. Gene Ontology annotation, molecular function: CCR4-NOT complex binding. The record is from RefSeq and is a predicted model, not a curated record.